This is a messenger RNA of Medioppia subpectinata, 694 nucleotides long. The record is from the annotation of a GenBank genome assembly. NCBI's taxonomy places the organism in Eukaryota, Metazoa, Arthropoda, Arachnida, Sarcoptiformes, Oppiidae.
AAAAAUAUUUAUUUUAAUCAAUAUUUUACUAAAUAUUAAUUGUGUUGAACGUGAGAGUGAUGUCAAUAUAACCACAACAAUAAAUCCCAUAUUAGAGGGACUAUUCAAUCAAACCGUCGAUAUAGAGAUGGCAACCAUCGACGGCACCGGCUUUGAUUUAAUGCCGGCACCAAUAAGGGCAUUAAACUGUCACAAUAUCAGCGAGGUCGAACAUAACUGUUCCAACAGCUGCCCGGCCAGUUGUGAGGAGCCGAGCAAACCCGCCUGUCGUAAUAACUACUGUUGGAGAGGCUGUGAAUGCAAACCCGGUUACGUGAAAGAGCACCAGAAUUGGACGUGUAUUCCCGUCGAGUUGUGUCCGACGUGUGGCGUAAACGAGCACUUCCGGGACUGCGGCAGGAAUUGCGAGCCCACGUGUGGGAACUACCAAAACACUCCCCCGCACUGUAAUAGCAAUCAUAAUUGCAAGAGGGGGUGUUUUUGCAAUUUUGGUUACGUUAGGGAUAUGGAUAAAAACGGCACGUGUGUCCUCGUUGACCAGUGCCCUCAAAAAUGCGGUCAAAACGAAUACUACGAAGAGGCGGGCGUUCCGUGUGUGCGGACUGCGGCCAAUCCGCGACCCAAAUGCCUGGACGAGCCGCCGGUGCCCGCGUGUGUUUGCAACACAGGUUACGUACGAAACAACCAUACGGGA